AGGCCUUUAAUAGUCUGCGCUCCCUGGUGUGUAUUGGUGGUAUAGUGGUUAGUGUCGCUGCCUUCCAAGGAGUUGACUCGGGUUGGAUUCCCAUCAUGCCCAAUUUGAAUGAAUUGACCUUGGUCAGUAACUUUAAUCAAUUUAUGAUGUCAGAGUUACUGACUAAACAUGCGGCCUACACUGACUAAACCACGUCAUGGAGGCGCACCAACAGGUGGCCAUUAGACCCUGAGUGGGGGGCCCUAAACCACGUCAUGGAGGCCCACCAACAGGGGGCCGUUGGACCCUGAGUGGGGCGCCCUAAACCACGUCAUGGAGGCGCACCAACAGGGGGCCGUUGGACCCUGAGUGGUGCGCCCUGGAGGCAGCGCUAGCGACCGGAGGUGCCGUGCCAAGCAGUGCCCUAUUGACUAAGAGCGCACUACGAUUCCCCACACAGCGGGGAAGCAACCGUUCUUUUAACCCAUUCCACUGACAAACAUGAUAUCCCCUAAUGCUACGGAAUGGGAAUAAGCCAUACGGAAAGAAAAACUACGCAAAAUCCGUCCGUGGCAGUAGAUUGCUCUACUAUUGGCACGGAAAAAAACAUUCCAAAUCAAUUAUAUUCAAACCAUGUAAUUCCGUAAAACAAUAGUGCGCUAUUGUUCCGGUUCCGUAGCCAGUGCCUAUUUUAAUGGCAGAGUGUGUGUGUGUUGUCUGCCUGUGUGUGCCAGAAUGUCAGUGGGUCAUUGGUGUUACAGAAUCGCUGCUCGGUGCCUUUUCCGAUGAUAUUUAUUCCUCAUCCAGCUGGUGGUAGUAGAGUGUGACCCUUUCUUCCAUAGGGUGAGGUGUUAGCAUCCACAUGAGUGGAUAGGUUACGGUAUGCAAUGGCCGACUGCUACUGCGACGCAAUCACAUUCUCAUUUUCUUGUGAAGAUGCAUCUCAAGUAACAGAAUGCACUUCCUAACAUAAACAAUGCAUCUCAAGUAACACUAUGCACCGCCUAACACAAACAACGCAUCUCUAGUAACAGAAUGCACCGCCUAACAUAAACAACGCAUCUCUAGUAACAGAAUGCACUGCCUAACAUAAACAAUGCAUUUCUAGUAACAGAAUGCACUUCCUAACAUAAACAAUGCAUCUCAAGUAACACUAUGCACUGCCUAACAUAAACAAUGUUGUGAUGCGUUUGAUGACCCCUGCAGCCUAUAGUCAGCAAAACGUUCCAUGCCAAAGGCCCAGCAUCUGAUGGACUAAUGCAGAUGAGGUCCCAUAAGCCUCAUAAAUGUACCAAGAGUGCCUUCACUGUGGGGGGCUAUAGUUUGUGUUGUCCAGCCUGUUUUGAGCAUGGUACUGAACAAUCCCGAUACUCAGUUAAAUAGAGAGGGUCACAUACCAAAUGACUUCUGAAAUCCUUGCUCAAAGACAUUACAUUACCAAAACAAGGAAAUGUAUGCUCGUGUAACCUGUGUGAGGGAUCAACAAGUCAAAUGCAGCUUCAUGUCUUUUGUUGUUAAGUGUCCUUUCUUCUGUUGUGGCAUUAUGUUCAUUCAGAUUAAAAUGAUUUCUGUGACACAUUUCAGCCAUUUUAACGGUCCAUUUACUCUUGUCAUCUUGAGGAACACUGCCAAUAAGACAGGGCAACAUACAUUUGUGAAUUGCUUUGCACAGUUUGUUUGAUCCACACUGGCAGAGCCUGCAGGGCUCCACACAAACAAGCCCUCAGUGAUCUUUAAACACUCAACCACACUUCAGUCAACAGCUCUGGUGUUCUCAUCUAUGCAUGAUGUCAAAAAGCCUAAGGUGGAGAAUCAAGGAUUUUUCACAAAGUCUGUUUAUCAGUGAUUUCUUUAACGCCAAGCUUUAGAGUACUUCUGGUUGGUUGAACCAAAUUUGAUAUUAACAUACAUGCAUGCAGGUUUGCAUUCUUUUCUUGUUCAGACUUGCUAAUCAAAACAUGGAUGCAAGAAUGUAUUCUCCUCUUGUUCAGACCUCCUGAAUGCUUGAGAGACUGUAUCCCAAAAAAAACGGGACCUACAGGAGAGGGUCUGUAUGUCCUGUUGGUAAGACAUCCAUAAAUACAGAAUAGGCCUAGUUAGUUAGAGCAAGCAAAUAGUUUAGACCACAAACUCUCCAAAGUCUAUGCACCUGUUUCUUCAAUCGUUUUGGUAUAUCAACAAAGGUAAGAACUCUUGGACCAAUUUUGAUGUGUUUGGUUUCACAUUGCAAAACUUGGAGGGUUUUAUUUUGUAUUUUGUAUUUUUUUUUUUUUUAAUAUGACAUGACUCAGGAUGGGGUUUUAAUACUUUGAAAGGACUGUUGAAUAUCUACCUAAUAUAGCAAUUUUUUUUUUUUUUACCAUUUCCCACCUGAAGACCUUGUGCUGCUGUCAAAACUUUGUACAAAAGAAAAAUAACUAUCGUUAUCUUUAAAGGGACAAAUCAUUUGUAUUUAAUAGAGGUGUGCAAUUUUUUGUAUUUGUUAUUAUACAAAUGUGUGCUGUGUAGUACUGCUGUGAAAAUACUUUGAAAAACGAUUGGAAAUGAAAGUUUUUUUUUAUUUUUUAUUAAAUGAGUUUUGCAGUUCAUUGUGGGUCCUUUUUACACACGAAAGCGGUGGUGUGGGGAGAGAAAAAAACAGUACCCUCAAGCAAAAGCUAUAACGUCAGUGAGGAGGCCAACUCACUAGAUGGCAUGUAUGUCCUCUUAUCAGCUUACAAAUUAUAGACAAUUCGAUGUUAGGUACUCCUUUCUCAUAAGUUAAAAUCAAAAUACAGAACUGUGGUAAUCUUACAAGUGCUGUAUGAUAUGAGUGGAUCUUUUGUUUUUUGGUCAGGGCCUAAUUACAUUAUACUGACUGUCCAAGAUAAGCAGGAAGAGACGAUAUCAGACAUCGCGUGGUCUGCAAGAACAGACCACUAAACUGUUGUUAGCGGUGGGGAGUCAGAGCGAACUCCCAGAAUCCAUCGUCAUUAGUUCGGUUUAUGUACACAGAGGGAUGUUUCUGUUGAAUUACAUAUUUGUGGAAACCAGCUCUGCUGUUUUGGGUCACAUGGCUAAACCUUGGUGACGUUAUUGCUUGCAGAGCCCAACAAUAAGGCUCUCCAGGCCCAUUAUUAUGUGACCCAGAGAGGAGUAGGAGCACAUACUCUGGCUUCAGAUGGAGGACCACCUCCCCCCUGGGCUGCUCGUGGCCUGUGUCGUUGUGGGUGCAACAACUGAUAAGCUUAAGGAGGCAUAUCAGAAGCAUCAACAAGAAAGAAGAAGUGACUUUCCAGUAUUAGAGGCUGAGGUUCUACAGGUCCACGUGCCCCCUUUUGUGUCAAAGGAGAAAGCCACAGACUCUGUGGGACCAUCAGUUUUCGGUAGGGUUCAACGUAGACGCUCCUUCAUCAAGAAAAAGGAGAGACCAGCACUGCCGCCGGGCGACUCUUCUCCUGGUGGGGAUGAAGCUACGCAAGACAUCAGUGUCCCUAACGACAUCGACCUUGUAGGCCUUCCACAGCUCUGCUUUCCUGGAGGUCUGACUGUUUGGAGUGAGCCAAAAGAACCCAGCUUUCAUUUCCUCGUGUUCACUGAUGUGUUUGGAAAUCAAACCCACGGAGUGGUGCUGCAGUACUGUAGGCCCGUACAGCUGUUUCAGGAGAGCUUUCGUCAGCAGAAUGGCCUCUGGUCUAAGGCUUCUUGGCACUACACAGCCUAUGGUGUGUGUAUAAUAUCAAAAUACCCCUACUACAAUGCCUUGAGGGAUUGCCUGUCAUGUCUUCUGAGUCAGCUGAAACAUUGUCGGAUAACGGACUUAGAUCAACGUAUGAAAGAAUUCUCUGCCAAGCUUGCCCUGGUGCCCAUUCCACCCCCUGGAGAUCUUCAUCUGGUGUUUAACCUGAGCCCCCUGGUGAUUGUGCUGCCUUCCAGGGAAGACAAACACCACCCUGUGGUGGAUCUAGAUCUACACCUUCCAUUUCUCUGCUUUCAAACAAGGGAACUUUUACAGAUAAUCACAGCCAUCCUGGCCGAGCGGCGGAUUGUGUUCUUCUCCAGCGACUGGGCCCGGCUGACGGUGAUGGCGGAGUGCUUCAUGCUCUACAUCCACCCCCUGCACUGGCAGCACCCGCUGGUGCCCACGCUCCCACACCAGAUGCUGGACUUCGUCAUGGCGCCCACCGCUUUCCUCAUGGGCUGCCACCUCAGCCACUUUGAGGAGGUUUCUGCGGAAACGGAUGACCUGAUUUUAAUCAACAUCGAUGAUGGGACCGUGUCCUCGUCCAGCUCCGAGCUCAGUGACCUCCCAGCUGUGCCGUCAGCCGCCGCGGAGUGCUUCAGGACCCGGAGGAGAGGCCUUCAGCUUCACUAUGACCUGGAGAUCAGCCAGCAGGGCGGCAGCACUGCAGUGAAUGAGCUGCGGGCACAGCGGCGUCUCUGGCAGCAGCGCCUCAACUGGGAGAUCCAGAACAUCAGCCUGGAGCUCAUCGUCAACAUCUUCAGGGGUGUGGCCGACCAUCUGAACUAUGAGCACAGAGUCUUUAAUAGUCAGGAGUUCCUCAAGUCCAGGGAGCCAUUGGACCAGCCCUUUUAUAAAGAGGUGUUGGAGAGUCAUAUUUUCCACAUCUUUCUAAAAGAUCGGUUGAAUCGUAAGAUGGACGCCUACACUCGCAUGGAACAGAGCACUCGCUCUGAGGCCGAAAAGAGACUUAAAGUCAUGAUUGACAAUCUCCGUAGACCCACCAUGAAGGAGAUGCGCAGGAGCAGCAGCUCAGAGAACUGUGCUCCCAAGAGGAUGGGUACCAGUCUGCCCAACCUCAGGGAGGAGCGGCACCUGGGCAUCCUCAGACACACCUCAGUGACUGAGACGCCUCUGAAGAUCCGUCAAAAACAUGUCAAGCAAUUCCAGCUACCAGAUUUCCACCCUCAUUUGUCCUACAAGUAUGUGCAGGAUUACUACGCUGACCUGGUUGGGCUGCUGGGCAAAGCCAUUUCCUUCACGCCUCGUGAGAACUCCUCCCUGCUGGCUCGCUACUACUACCUGCGUGGUGUGGUCAACACAAUGUGUACCCGCAGGCUGGAUGCCCUCAGCGACUUUCAGAACCUCAACCACACCGAUGUAGAGAUUUUCCCCGCUGAGCUGGUGAGGGCGCUGGUGGACUCGCUCCAGCAUGAGGAGCAAGCACAGGUGGACCGCCGGCCGGAGCUCAAACGCCUGGUCUGUAGGGUUAAGAGUAGUGAGACGGGGGAGGUCACUGUCCAGCCCACCGAUGACCACGUCAAGAAGUUUAAGAUGCCCAAGACUCACAUGCCACUGGAGAACUUUGUCACGCACAUUCAGGAAUCGGGUAUCGUCAGAGAUGUGGGCACCAUCCAUCGCUUGUUUGAUGCACUUAGUGUUGGCCCGCAAAAAGAGGUCGACCCAGACGUGUUCCGCGUCUUCUACACCUUCUGGAAGGAGAUGGAAGCUGAGGCUCAGGAUGUGCACCUGCCGGCUGAAGUGAUGGAACAGCUGGACAACAAUGAGUGUGUGUAUAAAAUCUCCUGCUCCGUGAAGACUAACUAUGGUGUAGGCAAGAUUGCCAUGACCCAAAAGCGACUCUUUCUACUUCCUGAUGGACGGAGAGGAUUUGUAGACAUCACUAAGUUCAGAGAUAUAGUGGAAGUGAAAAUCUCUUCAGCUCAGUUCCUGCUUCUGCGUAUCCCGUCACUGAGGAUCAAGAGCAACCUGAAAAAAGAAGUGUUUGAGGCCAACCUCAGGUCCGAGUGUGACCUGUGGAGCCUGAUGAUUAAAGAGAUGUGGGCUGGGAGGAAGAUGGCCGAUGAUCACAAGGAUCCUCAGCACAUGCAACAGGCCCUCACUAACGUCCUCCUCAUGGACACUGUGGUCGGCUGUCUUCAAUCACAGAAAGGCAUAUUAGCAGCUUCUAAACUGGCUUAUUAUGACAGGCUGAAACAUGAGGUGCCAACGGCUGUUCCAAAGACAACCUCUGACACUCUGAAGCACAGGAUUAACCCCUCCCUUCAUCUGCCUUCCCAGCAAACAGUGGAUGUGUUACUCUAUACUCCAGGCCAGCUGGAGAAGUCUGACAUAGACGGGGAUGGGAACCCUAAGCUGUGGUGUGCCCUCAGCCACGGGAGGGUGGUGGUGUUUGAUGCAGCCAGCUGGUCCAUGCAGCAGAACGGCAUUCAAGUGGGGGCACUGCCUCUGAGCUGCAUGCUUGGGCUGGACCAGGAGCAGGUAUGGAUGGGCUCUCGGGAUUCCACCAUCUACAUCAUCAACGCGCGCAGCAUGUCUUGUCACAAGCAGUUGACUGAACACCGGGGUGAAGUCACAGAUUUAGUCCUGGAGGACAGACAGGAUGCAUCUCACAGCCCAACUUUAGCCUACUCAUGCAGUCUUGAUGGCAUGGUUAUCGUCUGGGAUGUGUCUACCCUGAAGAUGAGAAGGCAGUUUAAUCUGAGCUGUCACAACCUCACCUCCAUGCAGCUGUACAACAGAACACUCUGGUGCUGUGCCAAUGACUGCAUCAUGGAGCUGAGGAAGACCGGCGUAGUGCAGCGUAAGAUCUGCUUGCUCCAGGAUCCCACAACCCCCCCUUCACCUUUCAAUGGGUUCAUCGUCUACUUAGAGAGGGACCAGAUAUGGACCAGUCGUGUGGAUUCGUCUGAAUUGUGUGUGUGGCACUCAGAAAAUCUGGAGAAGCCCGCACAGAGGGUACAGCUGCCUGACAGUGCUGGAGUCACCUCUAUGCUCAAGGUCAAGAACCAGAUCUGGGUUGGCUGUCGGAGCUUGAGUGAGAACCAGAGUGGGGUGGUGGGGAAGAUCUUUGUGGUGGACGUGGCCCAGGCUGUGGUGGAGAAGGAGCUGCUCGCUCACACAGACAGUGUCCAGGCACUCUGCUCAGCUGAGGACCGCUACGUGCUGAGUGGCUCCGCCUGUCUGGACGGCAAGAUCGCCAUCUGGAAAGUAGAGUAGAAGACUCACAAGUCAGCAGUAGCUCUGCCUCCCAACGCUUCUCUUCAGUGCAGUUUCACGGGACACAUCUGGACAUUCUUGUUGGACACAAACGGUUGUACUGAUGAGGGUCACUCCGCUAAGGGAAGCCCAAUGCCUCGGUUCUCAGCAUUUCACCUGAAGGUCAGACUGCAUGACCACAAAUGGACUUGGACUCCUGUUGAGGUCUCCUCCAAAUGAUGAGGCCUUCAUAGUAUCUCAUCUACUACUGUAUUGUUCCUAAUUAAAAAGUAUAACUAGUA
Messenger RNA from Clupea harengus (Atlantic herring), 7221 nucleotides. It is a transcript of the gene dennd3b, whose product is annotated as DENN/MADD domain containing 3b. The transcript has 25 exons. Gene Ontology annotation, cellular component: cytoplasmic vesicle. Gene Ontology annotation, biological process: regulation of Rab protein signal transduction. Gene Ontology annotation, molecular function: protein binding. Lineage: Eukaryota; Metazoa; Chordata; Actinopteri; Clupeiformes; Clupeidae. The record is from RefSeq and is a predicted model, not a curated record. Bases 3140 to 6940 code for a protein of 1266 amino acids.